Pieris macdunnoughi is the source of this 1230-nucleotide messenger RNA. The record is from the annotation of a GenBank genome assembly. Lineage: Eukaryota; Metazoa; Arthropoda; Insecta; Lepidoptera; Pieridae.
AUGUCGAAGAAUGGCGAAGUGCCGUCAAAUCAAGGACCUAGCAGGCCAUCAAUGCCGAAGCCAGAUUUGAAUUUAUUGCCAACUGAGAAACGUAAAAUACUAAAUUUGCAACUUGAAGGAGGACCAUCCGGUGAUAAUGCGGCUUUUAUGCCAUUUACUUCAACGCCGCCACAAAGAUCGCGAAUGCCAUCAAGAACAAUAAGGGAUGUGCUUCCAGAUAAUACCAGAGAUAGGUGUAGAAUAUAUCCAUCAAUGCAAUCAUCAGGGAAGUUGCAGCUGUCUGCAACUGAAGUAUAUGACUUCACCUCAGAUGAUUUACAGGAUCUAGGAGAAAUAGGCAGAGGUGCAUUUGGAGCAGUUAACAAAAUGGUUCACAGAAAGUCAGGCAAAGUAAUGGCAGUGAAAAGAAUUCGCUCAACUGUUGAUGAGAAGGAGCAGAAACAAUUAUUAAUGGAUCUUGAAGUUGUCAUGAAGAGUAAUGAAUGUCUUUAUAUUGUACAGUUCUAUGGAGCACUAUUUAAAGAAGGUGACUGCUGGAUAUGCAUGGAGUUAAUGGAUACAUCAUUAGACAAAUUCUACAAGUUUAUAUGUGAAAGGAUGCAAACUCGAAUGCCAGAGACAAUAUUGGCAAAAAUUACUCUUGCCACUGUAAAAGCAUUAAAUUAUUUAAAAGAAAAGUUAAAAAUUAUUCACAGGGAUGUAAAACCAUCAAACAUUUUACUAGAUAGAAGAGGUAACAUAAAACUAUGUGACUUUGGUAUAUCUGGGAAAUUGGUCGACUCAAUUGCGCGUACUCGCGAUGCUGGUUGCAGGCCCUAUAUGGCGCCUGAAAGGAUAGAUCCAGGGCGCGCUAGGGGCUACGAUGUGCGAUCUGAUGUCUGGUCUUUGGGUAUAACAUUAAUGGAGGUCGCGACUGGUGCCUUCCCUUACCCCCGAUGGGGAUCAGUCUUUGAACAGCUUCAACAAGUGGUUCAAGGUGACCCACCACGUCUCACCAAUAAGAAUAAUAUCUUCUCAAGCAAUUUCAUCAAUUUUGUCAAUACUUGCCUAAUAAAGGAAGAAACGCAACGGCCCAAAUAUAAUCGUUUGUUAGAGCAUCCAUUUAUAAAAGGCAUAGAACAGAGCCGGGCCGACGUUGCUGCCUAUGUAUGUGAAAUACUUGAUGCCAUGGAACGGAAUGGAGUUAGCCCAUUUACCACUGAUCAGCCAGCACAGGCCUGGAUUGAUUAA